UGCCAAAUAUAGCAGUGGUGGCUUUUGGAACUAAUUAAGGGCACCAAAUUCUAAAAGUAGUCGCAAAAUCCUUUCUUUUUUCUGGAAAAAAUCACCAAAAUGACCCAGAGCACCCUCCAGAAAAAGAAAUUAGCCAUUGGCGGUGGUAUCCUGAGUGCCUUUGGCUUGAUAGCUUGUGAAAUUUUUCGUAUCCGGAAGAAAUUGAAUGCGCUAGUAGAUACCAGUGUGAUGGAUUACGACCAGAAGAGGCCAGAUUACAUCUAUGUUAACUACUCUAUCUACAGGGAGUCCAUAAGGCUGAUGCAGGAGGAGCAAGGUAGCAAGACUUUUGUAAAUAUUAUCAGUCAUCCAAUUGAAAAGUGGUGGAAAGCUAUGAAGCACUCGGUGGCCUGGCGACUCCUGAAUAUGGCUCAAACUUCCGAUAGACACGAUAGGGUAAAAGCUGUGCGACAAUUGGUUCUUGUUGAUCAUCUCAAAACAUGGGAUUAUCAGCACCUAGCUCAAAUUUGUGACGCACGCACUGCUGUUUCCUUGGCACGAUCAAACUGCGAUCUUCGAUGGUUCCUACCACCUCGGCACAUGGGUAUUGUACGUAAUCCGAAGCUUCUGCUUAAAGAUAUUCACAGACUCUUUGAGAAUGUUCAGAGUAACAAAUGUGCAGCUACUUUGCUUCAAAAAACCUUCGGAAAAUAUGAGUUUCAGGAGGUUGAACCCAGCCAGGAGGUGCUUCACUACGUCAAGGGUUUCCCAAAGAUGGGAACAGAAUUGGAACUGUUGAAGCAGUGCAUUGAUGUCCUGUCCCAUCUUUCGGAAUAUAAAGACGUUGCUGAGAGAAUCAUCGCGGAAGGUGGUUUGAUGCACUUGAUGGAAAUUUAUAAAAUCUUCAGGGAUGAUUUUGAAAUGAAGCUAAAGAUUUGUAAAGUCAUUGCAAAUCUGAGUGUUUGCUCUCAGAAAUUCAAGGACUUCUUCAUCACAGGAUGGAUUACAAUUCUAGCUCAGUGGACACGGCAUGAGGAUAUGCGCAUCUGCGUAACGUCAGCCAAAACUCUCAGGAACCUUGAUACAGAUGACUCAACUUAUUGCCUCUACAAAUCCAAAAUUUAUCCACUCUAUCCACUGUGGAGACGAAAGAAGCGCCCUGAAGUGGAUGUUGUUUUCGUCCAUGGAAUUUUGGGGGGUGUUUUUGUCACGUGGCGUCAAAAGGAAGGUACGGGGAGUGAAGGAAUGCGACAGGGUGGUGUGAUUAAAAUGACAAAAGCACCCAACAAAAGCUUUAAAACUGAACUUCUUGAAUCUCUCGAAGGGAUUGAUAGAACUCACGGGGAAUUACCAGAGGAAUGGGAGGUUGUCUAUGAGGAUUGCCCUGAAGAAGCUUCUCCAGAUGCUAAAGGACCAUUUAGUAUUUCAGGUGAUGAAUGGAAUGCACCUGAUGGCAAAAGUUACUCAAACUGCUGGGCAAUGGAUUGGUUGCAGGAAUCCUUUCCGGAUAUUCGAGUUAUUGGUCUAAACUACGACUCCACACUGUCAGAGUGGUAUUCAAAGAGUCACGGCUGUGGAUGCCACAUUACACGUGGAACCGUUGAAUCUCGAUCACGGGAGUUUUUGGAACAGCUCGUGGAGGCUAAAGUUGGUCAAGAUGGUAGACCAGUUGUAUGGGUUGGGCACUCGAUGGGUGGUUUAAUUGUCAAGAGCAUCAUAACCCAAGCAUUGAGUCAUCAAAAUGAAAAGAUAAAAGACAUUGGUGCCAAUACAAGAGGUAUAAUGUUCUUAGGAACACCACACAGAGGAACACCUGUUGCAAAGCUAAAACAGCACACGCAGAUGCUUCUAUCGCCAACACUCGAAGUUCGCGAAAUGGAAGAGAAUGCUAAGAGUCUUUUGGCACUCCAUUCAGAUUUCAUCGACAAAGUCCUCAAAUCUAAUCCAAAUGUAGAGAUUGUUAGCAUUGCUGAAGGGUUACCAACAAUUCUAACGAGUUUCAAACUCUCCUAUCAUGUUGUUACCGAGGAAUCUGCACGAAUCGAAUUGGGAGACUUUUAUCGGCUAAAUGAUGAUCACUUAGGCAUCUGUAAGCCAUCAUCUCGACAUUCUUUCCUCUACCAGCGUCUCCUGGGCGUCAUUCAAAGGAUUCAUGAGGAUCUCAAUGCCACAAAGAAAUUAUGACCCCGCCAUGACAAUGGAUGAUCAAUUAAUCGAAUUAACAUAAAAUUAUUUUGCACAUCCUGUAUACAUAUUCUAAAGUUUUGGACCAUGACGCCCACAUCCCAUCUCGACUCUAGAGAAAUUAUUAAUUUAUUGAACUUACCUGUAAAGCUUUCAAACUGUUUUAGAGCUUCUGAAUUUUUAUUAGUGAAAUAUAUAAUCUAUUUAUAUAUAAAUAAA
Messenger RNA from Lutzomyia longipalpis, 2382 nucleotides. Its product is annotated as protein SERAC1. NCBI's taxonomy places the organism in Eukaryota, Metazoa, Arthropoda, Insecta, Diptera, Psychodidae. The record is from RefSeq and is a predicted model, not a curated record. The transcript is spliced from 6 exons. The coding region runs from base 100 to 2163 and encodes 687 amino acids.